This is a messenger RNA of Annulohypoxylon truncatum, 3131 nucleotides long. RefSeq lists its product as uncharacterized. The record is from RefSeq and is a predicted model, not a curated record. NCBI's taxonomy places the organism in Eukaryota, Fungi, Ascomycota, Sordariomycetes, Xylariales, Hypoxylaceae. The transcript has a single exon. The coding region runs from base 134 to 2917 and encodes 927 amino acids. Gene Ontology annotation, molecular function: protein binding.
UCGUAUCCUUUGGAACCGGUCACCGUCACGUCGAACCCGGAUUCGUCGUCAUGCCAUCCGGGCUUCUACGAUAAACCGCCAUCUCCUUUCACAUACCUCACCGACAACCACCUCGUGGGGUGCAUGUUAGAUUAUGACUGACAGGCUCUCUUCCUUGCCGACGCAAUCAGUGACUCCGAGUCAGACGGCCGUCCUCAGUCCCAAAUCCGCUCCUGCCUGGCCUCAUCAUGUCUCACACAAGGUCCAGGCGCCGAUCGAGGAGGAACCCUAUACGAUCAAGUGUAUUUGUGGCUUCGCUGACGAUGACGGGAACACUAUUUAUUGCGAGACGUGCGAUACCUGGCAGCAUAUCGAAUGUUAUUACCCCAACACAAUCGACGAGGCCUUGCGAGAAGAUUUCGCCCACUCCUGUACCGAUUGUAAACCUCGAUCGCUCGAUCACCAAGGCGCUCUUGAGCGACAGCGACUACGAAGGAGUAAACCCAAUACGUCAGAAGCGUCCGAGAGGAAAGUCAAACGACCUCCGACCAAGAAUAAUAAAAAGAAGACCAAACCAACAGACCUAAUACCGAAUGGCCACACUACUUCUGAUUCUAACCCUAAACACACGCACGACUACACCUCCACUCACCAACACAAAAAGUCCAAAAGCACACACCGGGCAAAUCAAUCCAUCUCCUCGCAAAACCCGAAACGCAGCCCUUCCUAUGGCCAAAAGGCUGGGAAUCCCCACGGUCAUCCACCCAGCCCUGCUACGACACCUCCAGACGUCCCACACGAGUUCGAGAUGCAAUACUCGAAUGCUUUCAUAAAUCUAUACAAGGAUGACCGCGAUGUAUCCAUUGUUCAAACAAAUUCUUUCGCUAGUCUUUCCAUUUCCAACGUUUUAUCUUUGUGGUUACGAGAUCACGACAAGUUGAGAGCCGAAACAGGAUGCGCUUUCGAUGAUGUCUUCCAAUCUUUACCGCCCAACAUUGAUUCGACCAAGGCUUCCCCUCGAGUAGAGUCCAAGAAAGUAGCUGUUGGAUCGGAUGCUUUCGUACAUUCACAACAACUCACCACUUCCGAAAUAAUCGACAAGGAUGUGCCUUUAAUAGAACUAAAUGGCCAGAUCGGAAUACAAAAGGACUACUGUGAAGACCCGGAGAACCGCUGGCAGGAGUUAAGCUCCCCGCUUCCGUUUGUGUUCUUCCAUCCGAUGCUCCCUAUUUAUAUCGAUACCCGAAAGGAAGGCUCCCUCGCUCGUUAUGUACGACGAAGUUGCAAACCAAAUGCGGUGUUAGAUACUUAUUUAUCCGACAGCUCUGAAUAUCAUUUCUGGCUUGUGAGCGAUCGGCGUAUAGUACCCUCCGAACAGAUCACUAUUCCGUGGGAAUUUAACCUUCAGAAGGAUGUGGCACGAAGAUGGGCACAGCUGCUUGGCCUCGGCGACGACGAAACUGGCACACAACCGCCCUACAAUGAGGAAGAAACGGAUACAUACCAAAAUAUCGCCUCAUGGGUUCAUGCUAUACUUACUGAAUAUGGCGGGUGUGCGUGUGAUUUAGCGGAGGGCUGCGCGUUCACUCGAUUUCAUCGAAAUUACAUAUUGAAACCUCAACAGCAAUCAAAAGGACCUAAGGGUGCCAAAAAGAAACCUCGAAAGACAAAGACGAACGCUAUCUCGCCAACAAGCACCGGUCACGCCACGAAUAGCCGUGCUCCUAGUGAAGGUCGUGGCGAUGAUGGGGUGGAUAAUGAUUCGGGUUCGUCUCGUAGUAAACCUCCUAGUCGAGACAUGACUCCUGCACCACGACAAGGCUCUUUCGACCAAUUAGGUGUAUUGACAGAACUUACCGACAGAGACAAGCGGAAGGUUCAAAUGGUAGAGGACACAUUCCGUCGAAUGGAGCAGCAGCAGCCUCCACGGAAGAAGAAGCGAACUUCAGAUGGCACUAACAGUACCACUACGACCGCGAAGCCUAAGCCGAGAGGGUCGUCUAUCCAUUCGAUCGGAGUUCCCAAUGGUGCAUCCGAGCGUCGCUACGUCGAUGCUGGUACCUCGCGAAGUAUGUCGGGCUCCCCAUCAAGCGCAAUAUCGCCAAAUACGACCAGUCAUUUCAAACAUGAGCCACGGAACGGCUCUAAUGAGCAUGCGUCGUCACCAGGCCCUCGUCCGGAAUAUUGCGACGUGUCCAUCCAGACGGAUCCUGUUGACGGAGAAUGGUUUAGCAGCCUUAGGCAGGCUCCGAAACCAAAACGACGAGUUGUUUCUCUAUCGAAGCGACUGCUGGAAUCGCGGCACCGCUUGCGAGCGGAUGAAGACCGUAGGAAAGUGGUCCAUGCUGCCUCACCUACUUCGGUUGUGUCCGCUCUGGUGAAGAUGGAUUUAGAAUCACCUACUACAGAAAAUAGUCCGGGACCAACGGUCCCAGAAAUUCCAAAGCAAGACAAGCCAUCACCGACACCACUAGACUCGACUACUGAUACGCCCAUGACCGAUGCCCCGUCUAUAUCACCUACAGAUACCAAACCUUCCUUAGACGAGGUUCCGACGACAGCCGUACCGAUCAAGAAUAAGUCGCCAGAAUUACGUGUGCAGAUGCCUCCUGUCCCUGCGUUUAACAACUCCGCGUCGCCCAGCGUGACAACUCCGAUGUCCGCAAACGGAACACUAACUCAAUCGCCCUUUUCCGCUAGUAGUAUGCCUAGUCCUUUUGCGCCAACGUCGGUGAAUAGCGUCGCAGUUCAGCCUAGUCCAGUCAAGAAGAAGCUCAGCCUGAGCGACUACACGAAGAGUAGGAUGAACAAGGCAGCCGCAGCGAAGCCGGUAGUGUCUUCGCUAAAGCCGCCAGCUACGGUUGUGGAAGAAGCUAAAUCACCGACGUCUACCGAUUCGGUGAUGCUUGAUCCUCCAGUCGAGAAAAGUAUCAAUUAGAUCGCAAACGCAAGUGAUGUGUCAAUAUCCUUGUGGUAUAUAGGUGGGGACAUUCAGUGCCUGGCUUAUCACUGUUACUCCGUAACCUUAUUACAUUCUGCAGUCGGGUGUAUAUCUUAGCUGCACUCUGGAAGCCAUCGUAUGUGUUAUUGGGAUGUGGAGGUGGACCGGCACGUCGUCGGAUGGGCUGCAUUUCUGCAUUAGGCGUUGGGUG